This is a messenger RNA of Arabidopsis thaliana (thale cress), 1519 nucleotides long. It is a transcript of the gene MYB4, whose product is annotated as myb domain protein 4. Gene Ontology annotation, molecular function: transcription cis-regulatory region binding. The record is from RefSeq and is marked reviewed. The transcript has 2 exons. Gene Ontology annotation, cellular component: nucleus. Lineage: Eukaryota; Viridiplantae; Streptophyta; Magnoliopsida; Brassicales; Brassicaceae. Bases 507 to 1355 code for a protein of 282 amino acids.
UAUUAAAUUUGUUGUCAUGAUUAUUAAAAAAAUGUCAUAGCUUUAUCAAAAGACUAUGAUGCCAUAUAUGUCAAGCUUCUCACUUAUUGUACCAAAACGAAAGGCCACCAUACACUACUCAUUCAAAUCCAUCCCACCAACUCACAUCUAGAAGCAAUUAUAAGUUCAACUCUCUUUCUCUCUCCUUUUCUAUCAUCUAGAAGCAUUUGUGUAUAUAUAUAUAUGUGUGUAUAUUCCUCUCUAGCUUUAAGUCAAAACCCUAUAUAAACUAUACACCAAAGCUUUGAACCUUCAACCAAACCCAAAAUCCAAGUGCCCCACCAAAUGCUUCAAUCCUCUUCCACUACACAAAAAAACAACUUAAUCCCUUUAUACCCUUUUAGCCAAAACCCUCGCUAAAAGCCAAUCCCUCAAUAUAAAAUAACAAGUAGAAUUGAUCUGCCUAUAUAUAAGAUUUUGAGACGAAAUAAGAUCUAAACCACAAGAAAGAAAGUAAACAUAAAAGUAUGGGAAGGUCACCGUGCUGUGAGAAAGCUCACACAAACAAAGGAGCAUGGACGAAAGAAGAGGACGAGAGGCUCGUCGCCUACAUUAAAGCUCAUGGAGAAGGCUGCUGGAGAUCUCUCCCCAAAGCCGCCGGACUUCUUCGCUGUGGCAAGAGCUGCCGUCUCCGGUGGAUCAACUAUCUCCGGCCUGACCUUAAGCGUGGAAACUUCACCGAGGAAGAAGACGAACUCAUCAUCAAGCUCCAUAGCCUUCUUGGCAACAAAUGGUCGCUUAUUGCCGGGAGAUUACCGGGAAGAACAGAUAACGAGAUAAAGAACUAUUGGAACACGCAUAUACGAAGAAAGCUUAUAAACAGAGGGAUUGAUCCAACGAGUCAUAGACCAAUCCAAGAAUCAUCAGCUUCUCAAGAUUCUAAACCUACACAACUAGAACCAGUUACGAGUAAUACCAUUAAUAUCUCAUUCACUUCUGCUCCAAAGGUCGAAACGUUCCAUGAAAGUAUAAGCUUUCCGGGAAAAUCAGAGAAAAUCUCAAUGCUUACGUUCAAAGAAGAAAAAGAUGAGUGCCCAGUUCAAGAAAAGUUCCCAGAUUUGAAUCUUGAGCUCAGAAUCAGUCUUCCUGAUGAUGUUGAUCGUCUUCAAGGGCAUGGAAAGUCAACAACGCCACGUUGUUUCAAGUGCAGCUUAGGGAUGAUAAACGGCAUGGAGUGCAGAUGCGGAAGAAUGAGAUGCGAUGUAGUCGGAGGUAGCAGCAAGGGGAGUGACAUGAGCAAUGGAUUUGAUUUUUUAGGGUUGGCAAAGAAAGAGACCACUUCUCUUUUGGGCUUUCGAAGCUUGGAGAUGAAAUAAUAUUGUCAAAUUUUAGGCGUAACUGUACAAAACUUUUGCCUAGAUAAUUUGAAAGUAUAUCUUCAACUUGUAUGAGAAAUUUAACUGGUGAAUUAUAAUAUAUAGAAUUUGUUUUUUUUUCUCUUUUACAAAUUAACUCCAUUGGCAUAAAUAUUAAAUACCGG